Messenger RNA from Acipenser ruthenus (sterlet), 7310 nucleotides. Its product is annotated as tenascin. Gene Ontology annotation, molecular function: protein binding. The record is from RefSeq and is a predicted model, not a curated record. The coding region runs from base 217 to 6120 and encodes 1967 amino acids. The transcript has 19 exons. Lineage: Eukaryota; Metazoa; Chordata; Actinopteri; Acipenseriformes; Acipenseridae.
CAGACUCUCAGUGUGAACUGAUAAGAGACAGAUAGAGAGAUAGACAGAGAGACCGAGAUAGAGAGCUAACUGUCUUCACUCAUCAUUCACAGACAAGCAGCAUUUCAAGGCUAAUAGAGCAUCAACCCCUCAACCCUCUACAGCUCCCUUCACACACUGACUGAUGGACACAAACCUGUCGUUGCCCCUUUAAGACAGCACACAACCCCUUUAAAGAUGGGCCUGCCCUAUCUCUGCCUAUUGGUCUUCCUAUUCGCUCACUCCACAGCCAACCAGAACCCUUCCAAAGCGGCCAAUCCAAAUCCUGCCCUGACAAAACAAAAUGCCCCUCCCACCUCUUCAGACAAAAAGCAGCAAGCCCCUCCCCCAUCCAACUCCAGUGGCAGGGCGGCCCGGGAGAGCCCCGCCCCACUGACCCUGACCCUACAACUGAUUGGAGAGUGCGGAGGGAAGGUGGAGGAGGAGGGAGGAGCCUCUGUGACUCACUCCCUGGAUCCAGCCUCGCCCCUGGUCCUCACUCACAGGAUCAGGCUGGCCCCCUCAUGCCACUGCAACCCACCCGACACCGCCGCCCUGACCCAGCGAAUCACAGCCCUGGAGAGCCAGAUCUCAGAGCUGAGGGAGCGCUGUGGGGGAGGGGCUGCCGGGAGCUGCUGUGCGCAGCAGGACCUGGCUGCUACAGGCUCUCGCGGUGUCCAGUCUGUCUGCUCCGGUCACGGUACCUUUGAGUCGGGAUCUUGUCGCUGUGAGUGUGAGCCUGGCUGGAGCGGCCCCCUCUGUGCUGACCGGCACUGCCCUGCAGACUGCAGUGACCAGGGGCGCUGCGUGGAUGGGCGGUGCAUCUGCUUCCCAGGGUACACCGGGGCAGACUGCGGGCAGGCCGGCUGUCCCAGGAAUUGCACAGGCAGGGGGCGCUGCGUGGAGGACAAGUGCAUCUGCAAUACCGGCUUCACUGGAGAGGACUGCAGCAGCAAAACUUGUCCUGGAAACUGCCAGAACAGAGGGAGGUGUGUGAACGGGAAGUGCCUGUGCAGUGAGGGCUUCACUGGAGGGGACUGCAGCAGCAAAACUUGUCCUGGAAACUGCCAGAACAGAGGGAGGUGUGUGAACGGGAAGUGUGUGUGCAAUGAGGGCUUCACUGGAGAGGACUGCAGCAGCAAAACCUGUCCUGGAAACUGCCAGAACAGAGGGAGGUGUGUGAACGGGAUGUGCCUGUGCAAUGAGGGCUUCACUGGAGAGGACUGCAGCAGCAAAACCUGUCCUGGAAACUGCCAGAACAGAGGGAGGUGUGUGAACGGGAAGUGUGUGUGCAAUGAGGGCUUCACUGGAGAGGACUGCAGCAGCAAAACCUGUCCUGGAAACUGCCAGAACAGAGGGAGGUGUGUGAACGGGAAGUGCCUGUGCAAUGAGGGCUUCACUGGAGAGGACUGCAGCAGCAAAACCUGUCCUGGAAACUGCCAGAACAGAGGGAGGUGUGUGAACGGGAAGUGCCUGUGCAAUGAGGGCUUCACUGGAGAGGACUGCAGCAGCAAAACCUGUCCUGGAAACUGCCAGAACAGAGGGAGGUGUGUGAACGGGAAGUGCCUGUGCAAUGAGGGCUUCACUGGAGAGGACUGCAGCAGCAAAACCUGUCCUGGAAACUGCCAGAACAGAGGAAGGUGUGUGAAUGGGCAGUGUGUGUGCAAUGAGGGCUUCACUGGAGAGGACUGCAGCAGCAAAACCUGUCCUGGAAACUGCCAGAACAGAGGGAGGUGUGUGAAUGGGAUGUGCGUUUGCGAGGAAGGCUUUACAGGUGAAGACUGCUCCGUGCUGGCCUGCCCUGAGAACUGCAGCAGCAGGGGGCGCUGUGUGAAGGGCCGUUGCGUGUGCCGGCGUGGCUUUACUGGUCCGGACUGCGGGGAAACAGCCUGUCCUGUGAACUGCAAUGACAGGGGGCGCUGCGUGAAGGGGGCGUGCCUCUGUGACCCCGGGUUCACCGGUGAAGCGUGUGACACGCGCGUGUGCCCCCGAGACUGCAGCCAGAGAGGAAGGUGUGAGAACGGGGCCUGCGUGUGCCAACAGGGCUUCACAGGAAAAGACUGCUCCCUGGAGCUCCCCUCUGUCUCUGGGCUCCGCACUCUCAAUGUCUCGGACUCCUCGGUUUUGGUUCAGUGGAAUCGACCGGAUGUCCAGAUCGAUGGAUAUGAGAUCAGCUUCCAGACCACGAAGGAGGAUGAUGAGAAGCUGACCUCACGGCUGGUGGGCGGGGUCUCCAGCUAUACUCAGACAGGACUGGCUCCCGGGCAGGAGUACCGAGUGACUCUGAGAUCCGAGCGCAACCAGGAGCUGGGACCAGAGGCCUCUAUUGACUUCACAACAUUGAUCGGAGGCCCCAAGAACCUGCGUGUCAUCAAGGCGACGGGGGGCGAGGUGGUGGUCCAAUGGGAUCGCUCAGUUUCCAGUGUGGAUCGAUACCACCUCUCCUUCAUCCCGAGCGAGGGGGAGGGGCGUGGAGGAGACAUGGACCUGCCCCCCCAGAGAGACUCCGCCCACCUCACCGGCCUGGUCCCGGGGCGACAGUACAACAUCACACUGGUGGCUGAGAAGGGGCGGAGUCGCAGCGUGCCUGCCAGGACACAGGCCACGGCCGCAGGGUCGAUAACUGAUGACCGAUUGACCGAUCCGGCUAUGGACAUGGUUACCAAGGAAACCCAAGGACCCCUCAAAAGAAAGCUGGUGAUCCCCAAAGCCAACAGAACCUCAACUACGCCCCCCAGUGGAAAGAAGGUCCUCCAACAAAGACCCCCAACGAAAGCGGUCAAGAAAUGGGUCCUACCCGGGAUCAAAGCUCAGGGGCCAGGGACGGUCAUUGCUUCCUCUCCCAGGGGAGAGUUGAAUGGCACCAGCAGCAAAGAUUUGGGGAAAUUCCCGACAGAUAGUUCUACUUUGGAGAAUGCUGAGACUGAAUCUGGAAAAAUACCUGGAAAAAUCUCACAGGUGAAUCUAAAUGGUUCUUUACCGGCUGUAACCAAAAUCAAGGAAGAGCCAUCCACUCAGUACAAGAGCAAAGAAACACCAUCUGAUAAGGAAACACCAGGACCCACACUGCCUUCAUCGAAAGAAACUUCAAAAACCAAGAAGGUUCCAUAUGCAGAUCUUCCAACCAAAGCAACCAAAGUCCUGCACAACAUCUCCUCCCCCAAAGUCUCUCCAAACCUGGAUGGACUGCUUGAGGGAGCACCUACUAGUUUGCCCUCCAUUGAACCUGAAAAUCUUGGAAUGGUCCCCUCUAUAUCGCCUGGCGAGGUGCAGCCCCCCAUCCCGCACCCUGGACCACAACAUACAGUCUUACCCACUGCAAACUCAAACGCAAUGGAGCCGAGAGCUUCUGUCAAUGGAUCUAAGAACAGACCUUCACCUACCACUCACCAGAGAGCUAACGACGCCAAGACAAUCAAAGUGAAGCUUAAUGAAGACGAGUCGGGGGUCAGACCUGUGGGUCCGGCGGUGAGAGGGAAGUUAAAGCCAGCUUUCCCGGGCAGGAACGGGACCAGAUUGAAAAUCGACAGGAGCUCCCUGCCGAAAAAGAUUCUUGGAGUUCCCAAACCUGUUCUAAAGAAGCCAUCUCCAGUUGCAUCUAGAACCAAGCCAGACAAAGUCCUGCCACCUCUAGAGAAUUCUCCAACUGCCAAAGGUAUACCUACAGCUUCAACCCAAGUUGUUAAGAAACAGUCUCCAGAUUCAACCCAACCCAAACCUGAGAAAGUCUUGACGCUUCUAGAUCAAUCUCAAUCCACCACAAUUAUUCCUACAACUCUGAAGGUGAAGACCAAGGAAGGGUUUGUUUCUCUGACCACCAAAACAGACAAACCUCACUCUACCGAAAUUGUUCAUCCAACUUUAAAUCCCAUUAAGCAGCAAUCUCCAGAAGCAUCUGCGGUCCAGCCUACCUCCAAAUCUAGACCCACUAUCCAUGGGAUCUUCAUACAUGUGGGACCAUCGAUAGGAGACAACCAGACCAAGGAGAAUAUGGCCCAGGAUGUCACCAGAUUCAUCAACAGGGCACCAAAGAGGAAUCUACCCUCUGCCUUACCCAAAGAUGCCAGCACUGACACUAUCAUAAGAGGGCACCAAACACACCAGGGAACUAGGGUGGUGGAUUUGUGGUCACGCAAACCCAAAAUCGGGGCACCUGCUCCCCAAAAUGGACGGCAAACCAUCACAGAGCCGAAAGGGGAGCCUUUACAGGGCCCCCCAGGGGAUGACAGGGGGCCACAAGACGUCAGGGUCAGGAACGCUACCUCUCGGAGCAUGCUGGUGUCCUGGGUAGCACAGAAGGGAGAGUUCACUCAUUUCGUGGUGAUGCACAAGGAAUUCGGGGCCCAGAGUCUCCCUGUUAAGAGAGUCCUGUCUGGGGAGGCACGCUCUGCCCUCAUUGGGGGUCUCAAGCCCGCCACACGGUACACCCUGUCUGUGUUUGGGACGUCCCAUGGACAGAGGUCCAGGAUCGAGAGGCUCACAGCCCUCACAGCUCCACCCAAUGUAGAAAAUGCAUUGCCCACGAUUACACAGAUCGACCAGUCACAGGAAGAGGAGGAGGAGGAGGGAGAGGGGGAGGGGCCAAGGCCAGGCUUGGGUAACGGACGUGCUCCAGGCCCUGAUGUCCCACAAGAGAUCUCCUUCAGCAACAUCACUGACACCACUGUCGGGGUCACCUGGAGGCUCCCUUCAGCCCCAGUGGACAGCUUCAAGAUCACCUACACUCACUCACAGGAAGGGGAGCCCCACAGUGUUACUGUCGAGGGCAGGAAGUCGCGGGUCACACUGAGCAGACUGGUUCCGGGGUCACGGUACGAGGUCAGCGUGAUGUCUGUCAGGGGAAUGGACGAGAGCGAGCCAAUCACAGGAGUCGUCAUGACAGUGCCGGACGCUCCCACAGAUCUGCGUGCUGUCAAUGUGACAGACUCAAUGGCGCUGUUGCUAUGGAGACCGGCGCUGGCCACAGUGGACCGUUACAUCAUUGCAUACAACGCCCAAGGCGUCCCAGAGAUGACCGUGACGAGGUCUGGCAACGUAGCCGAACUGCAGCUGAAGGGGUUAAAGGUCAACACUCUGUACAGAGUGACAGUGACCAGUGAGCGGGAGGGAGUGACCAGCGCUCCGGCCAGCACCACGUUUACCACCACAGCCGUAGCGAGAGGGGAGGGGCCUCGUGACCUCACAGCCAGUCAGGUGACCCCUCGCUCUGCCACCCUGCAGUGGAGGCCCCCCCGGAGUGCAGUGACGGGGUACUUCCUGACAGUGCAGGGUGCGGCCGGGGAGAUCAUCAAGGAAGUGACCCUUGACCCCGGUGUGAGCAGUCACAGGCUGGACAGACUGGUCCCAGCAACGCGCUACACUGUGAGCGUGAUGGGAGUGAGGGGGGGUGAGAGGACUGCGGCCAUCACAACUGCAUUCACUACCGGUGUGCUUCGAUUCCCCCACCCUGUUGAUUGCUCUCAGGAGCUGCUGAACGGAAUGCGAGAGUCGGGAGAGACCACAGUGUACCUGGGGGGGAGCAGGGAGACACCACUACAGGUCUACUGUGACAUGGAGACUGAUGAGGGAGGCUGGACUGUUUUUCAAAGAAGGAUGAAUGGUAAAACCAAUUUCUAUCGGCGCUGGAAGGAGUACAAGGCUGGCUUUGGGAAUGUGAGCGAGGAGUUCUGGCUGGGCAAUGAGAACCUGCACAGCCUCACAACUCACAACCCCCAGAGCCUGAGAGUGGAUCUGAGGGCAGGGAACGAGACGGCACACGCUGUUUACAAGACCUUCAGAGUCGACUCUGAGAAGAAACACUACACCCUGCACAUCGCAGGCUACAGCGGAAACGCUGGUGACUCUCUCCGUUACCAUGACGACCGCCCGUUCUCAACCAAGGACCACGACCCCAAGCCCUUCUUCACCCGCUGUGCCAUCUCCUACAAGGGGGGCUGGUGGUACAAGAACUGCCACCGGGUCAACCUGAACGGGCUGUACGCAAACAACAAGGACCACCAGGGAGUGAACUGGUUUGACUGGAAAGGUUUGGAUUACUCCAUCCCCUUCAGUGAAAUGAAGAUGAGACCCGCCAACUUCCAGCCAGCGAGGAGGAGCGUGUAGUCACCACCCUGCCUCAGCCUCCCUCCCUCGCAAUAGAGACUAUCCUGCCUCAGCCUUCCUCCCUCGCAAUAGAGACCAUCCUAACAGAGCUUCCCUCUCUCGCAAUAGAGACUAUCCUGCCUCAGCCUCCCUUCCUCACAACAGAAACGAUGAAGCCCCUCUCAGCCAAUCAAAACGCCACAUUUCACAACAUUCCAGUAUUUUAAGUGUGCACAGUAGCCUAGCAACUGACAGCCAUUAAUUAAGCGUUCUUUACUUUCAGUUAAUAGUCCAGUUGACCCUGUCUUUCCCUAGGUAUAGCUGAACCAGGAAGUAGUCGUGUGACAGUAAAGGUCACGUUGUUAAAACCCUCCAGCUACACUUCGCCCAGACCGGCCAGCUCAGCUAUACCUGGGGAAGGCAGUGGAAAUGAGGCAAGACUUUCUUCUCAUUUGAUCUUGACGGGCCUCAUGAGAAGACACUCCUGUCUCGUUUCUAUGACACUGUGACACUGCAGUGCCAGUGCGUGUAUCACCCCGGUGGUCAUUCUUAUCGUUAUGUUAAGCAGCAGUUCCUGAAUACAGUCCCAGUCAUUUGUGAUUUUUAAUAAUUAAUGUGUGGCAUGUGGUGAUGUCUUAUUAUAACAGGAAUCAUUUCACACAGUUUGAGAAACUCAGCUUCAUUUUUUUUGUAAAGGGUACCCUCCCGGUAUAUUUCUAUUGUAAAAAAAAAAAGUAAUCUCCCCUAGGCAGCUGAAACAGAUUGGCAGGUGUGACAGCCACUGUUUACAGAGAUAAAGAGGUGAGGGAGUGGCUAAUACUGGAUGUGGGCGUGGUUUGCUGUUUUAAAUGUGUUUUAUAUACAGAGGGGCGGGGCUUCUAAUUGUACAGCACAGCACUUGUUCAAAAAGCUUACAUUUUGUAUUAUAUAAAUGUCUUUAUAUAUAAAUAUAUAUAUAUUAUAUAUAUAUAAGUAUUAAGUUGUGUUUUUUGUAAAUGCUGGUGUGUAUUUUAUUGUACACCUCUAUUGAUAAAUGCAGCAAAGCCUUAAAGACAUUGUAAAAUGAAUUGAGAAAUGUUUUGACCAGAAGUAUUUCCCAAUGUCUUCAAUUGAAGACAAUACAAAGUUACAUUUUUAUAGCGCGUUUCAUCUAGGCAUCACAGAACGCUUUACAAUAUAUAUAUAUAUAUAUAUAUAUAUAUAUGUAUAUA